Messenger RNA from Drosophila simulans, 921 nucleotides. Its product is annotated as brachyurin. Gene Ontology annotation, molecular function: serine-type endopeptidase activity. The coding region runs from base 7 to 822 and encodes 271 amino acids. The transcript has 3 exons. The record is from RefSeq and is a predicted model, not a curated record. Gene Ontology annotation, biological process: proteolysis. NCBI's taxonomy places the organism in Eukaryota, Metazoa, Arthropoda, Insecta, Diptera, Drosophilidae.
AAAAGCAUGCAACUCAGUACGAUUUCAGUUUUCCUGCUUAUCUUGGUACAGGGAAGGUCGAUCUCUUGCCUGGAUAUGGGUCAUGGGAUCGGCGGCCGAAUCGCUGGCGGGGAGUUGGCCCGCGCCAAUCAGUUUCCCCAUCAAGUGGGUCUGAGCAUCGAGGAGCCCAACGACAUGUUUUGCUGGUGUGGCGCUAGUUUGAUCUCCGACCGAUAUCUGCUAACGGCUGCACAUUGCGUUGAAAAGGCAGUGGCUAUCACUUACUACCUGGGGGGAGUGCUGCGACUUGCCCCUCGACAGCUUAUUCGAUCGAGUAAUCCCGAAGUGCAUCUGCACCCUGACUGGAAUUGCCAAAGCUUGGAAAACGACAUUGCCCUUGUACGAUUGCCAGAGGAUGCCCUGCUCUGUGAUUCCAUACGACCCAUCCGGUUGCCAGGAAUCUCAUCGAGCCGGAACAGCUACGAUUAUGUUCCGGCAAUCGCUUCCGGUUGGGGCCGCAUGAAUGACGAAUCCACUGCAAUAUCGGAUACCCUGCGCUAUGUUUACCGCUUUGUGGAAUCCAAUGAGGACUGUGAGUACUCCUACGCUAGCAUAAAACCUACCAACAUCUGCAUGGACACCACUGGAGGGAAAUCCACCUGUACCGGAGACUCUGGAGGACCUUUGGUCUACAGCGAUCCUGUGCAAAACACGGACAUUCUGAUCGGUGUCACUUCCUAUGGCAAAAAGUCGGGCUGCACCAAGGGAUAUCCAUCGGUUUUCACACGCGUCACCGCUUAUUUGGACUGGAUAGGCGAGGUGAGCGGAGUUCUCUAUCCGUAGGAGUGGAGGGGCCCUCGAUGGCUGGUCAAAUAGUGCUGGGCACUGCAAUUAAAUUAAAUGUUGAGCAUUUUAAUUGCAACUAUUGGUUUCCUUACGAAG